Molecule: messenger RNA, 2864 nt
Organism: Camponotus floridanus (Florida carpenter ant)
Lineage: Eukaryota; Metazoa; Arthropoda; Insecta; Hymenoptera; Formicidae
Product: trissin receptor
Exons: 5
Coding region: 558-1631 (357 amino acids)
Biological process (GO): G protein-coupled receptor signaling pathway
Cellular component (GO): plasma membrane
Molecular function (GO): neuropeptide Y receptor activity
Source: RefSeq, a predicted model, not a curated record
GCGCCUCGGUGGCGCACGGCGUACUUUCUAAUCGUGACGUCAUUCGUGCAGUGAACUCGAACGGAGAAGUAGCGCUCCGUGUUUCUUCGCGUUAUUUUUCGAAUCAUCUUUAUAAUAAUUAUAGUAAUUACAAUUAACAGUCAGCAUAUUAUCAGUCAGCGCGAUUGAUUAACCUCCUUCGACUUGAAAACGUUCUUAGAUUUAUAAAGGAUUUAUUUCUCACAAUUUAGUCACGUGAAGUAGCCGAGAUGUGAAGAUACACGAGGCGUAAUCACGGUUCCGCGAUUUUUAAAUGGUGUAUAGUUUCGAUUUUUCGCAGUUAUAAUAAAAUAACGUAAUAUAAUAAAGUGCGCGUCUGAUUAUUGCCGCGAGUGCCGUAUAAAAUAUCGCGCGAUCGUUAUUUCGAUUAAUGCGCACGCGAUUAUAGUUAAUCGUAUUUUUGCGAAUAAAAGUGUCGUGAAAAAACAACAAAAGAUGAACAAAAGAGGAUUCACGGGGAGAUAUCGUCCUACGAAGAAGCAACCACAGGGUCAACGACGAAUACUACAAUUCCUGUUAUGCAUCGUAUCGGUAACUUGAUGGUGAUCUUUGUUGUAACGUUCUCCCGACGAUUACGCAGUAUCACGAAUUUCUUCCUGGCAAAUUUGGCAGUGGCUGAUUUUUGCGUGGGCAUAUUUUGCAUUUAUCAAACACUCACCAAUUAUUUAAUGAACAGCUGGCAACUGGGUGACUUCCUCUGCAAGGUGUAUAUGUUCGUGCACGCGCUCUCCUAUACCGCCAGUAUACUGAUCUUAGUGGUGGUAUGCACCGAACGUUAUUUGGCUAUUGUUCAUCCUAUUAAGUGUCGGUCCAUGCUGACUAGAAGUCGUCUCAGAAUGGUGAUAGGCGUAGUGUGGGUCCUAGCGGCUGUAUACGCCUCGCCUAGAUUUCUCUACGUCGAAACCAUCAGCAACCAAUUGAACACUGGCGACGUGGACAUCAUCUGCAUAGCUAAUAUCAAGAAGCACAACAAGAAUGUCCUGGAUGUAGUGAAUCUGGUCUUUCUUUACCUUGUACCGCUUUUUCUUAUGUGCUGCUUGUAUACGAGAAUCGCUGUCGGUCUCUGGAGAAGCAGCGCCACUCUUGGAGGACCCGGUCUGAUCGCCAGGAGUAGAAACGGCAGAGUCCAUCAUGUUCACACAUCCAGCAGAAACGUUCUGAGGGCAAGACGUGGUGUUAUCAGAAUGUUGAUUGCCGUGGUGAUGAUGUUCGCCAUAUGCAACCUGCCCCAGCAGGCUCGUAUCGUCUGGCGACACUGGGGCUCCAACUACGACCACACGUCGGAUUUCAGCACUCUUCUGACUGUGUCGACCUUCCUCAUCUCGUAUAUGAACUCCUGCCUGAAUCCGCUGCUAUACGCUUUCCUGUCGCGCAACUUUCGCAAAGGUAUGCGCGAGCUGUUGCGUUGCAAGGGUGCAAGGAGUCGUAACGCUCUGGCGAUGGUGUAUACCAGCGGCGAUCAUACAAAUCGCCACGAAAACGGCACCAAUUUACCGCAUAGCUCGGUCGUCCGACUGAGUUCCGUCCAAGACAGUCCAUGCACAACGCAGGCCAUCACACAGCAGAACACUUAUGGCAAAAACAUUCAAUAAACUACGACCAGGAUAGAAGCAUCUUUACAUAGAAUAUUCCAGGAUGGGAACGGACAAAAUUUCUCUCAGGGAGACGCGUGAGCGCCUGCAAGAUCUUCCCUUCUUCUAGGGAAUCUAUUUCGAUGCAGUCUAUAUAUAUUAUGAAGAAACAAAAUGAAACGUGUUUUGUGUUGAGAAUUUAUUUAAAACUUGAAAACUUUGAAUUCGACUAAGCUGAGAUAAAUUUACGGUUAUAAAGGAUAGAAACUGAAUGUGGAACACCUUGUAUAUGGAUGACGCCGAAUCAGGUAAAUGUUUCAUGGCAAAAAUCUAUUUUUUUCACCAUAUUAGAAAUAUUUUUAUCGCGUUUCAAUAUCGAGGUUUCAUUUUUUAAGCGCUCCAAAAUUCUAGUCCCCAAUCGAUUUUCCAAAAAUAUCGUAUAUAAAAGGACUUAUCUCUUAAAAGAUUUGAUUUAUUUUGAAAAUUUAGCUGUUUGACUUUCGAAUGCAAAUAUUGUAUUAUCUUUCAAUCGACACAGAAUUUGCAGCUCAAUUUCUUCGUGAUGCGUGACGUUGUAAUCUUAAUCUCAGCUCAUUAUUGCGGGAAUUACUACGUUUCGAGAACAGUAAUAGUUUUUAUUGCACAAAAGAGAGAGAGAGAGAGAGAGAGAAAGAAAAAAUUCUCGUGAAUUCUAGUCAAGUAGCGUCAACGGCAUUUAUCUACUGUAAUCCGUAUAUGCACAGCAAAAUUGAAUACGGUGAGCUUAAUCGGAGCUUAUUCAGAAUGCAUUACGUACUCCCAUUUCUACUCUCAUUUUUUGUCCCUCAAUGCAUAAACAAUACAGACAGAAACUAUCGUGAAUUUUGUUUUGUAUUCGCUUAGUUUAACACUGCAUUUGAAAUAGCAACAAGAAACUACAUUAUGCAACCGAGAUACGAUCGAUAUCUACAUAUUCAUAUUUAUAUACUGGAAUCGCGUAUCUCGUAUUGAAUUUGAAUGAAGUAUCGUAAAAUGUCUUCGUGUAAUGUAAAUAUUUUUCGAUAUUUUAUCUCAAUUAUUAUGUACCAAUGUCGAUUCUCUUACACAAUCCGUUAGCUUUAUGAAAAUGUUUUUCAAUUUUUAAAUUUUAAUGAAAAAUCACAAUUGUUAAAAACUUGGAAAAAAUCCACUUGAAUAACAUACUAAUCGUCUGACAAAUUAAUACAUAUUAAUCGUCGUAUUUAUUGGAAAAAUCAUACUCGUCGAAAAUAUGUA